Messenger RNA from Chroicocephalus ridibundus (black-headed gull), 2653 nucleotides. RefSeq names its product ephrin A2 (gene EFNA2). The record is from RefSeq and is a predicted model, not a curated record. The coding region runs from base 519 to 1118 and encodes 199 amino acids. Lineage: Eukaryota; Metazoa; Chordata; Aves; Charadriiformes; Laridae. Gene Ontology annotation, molecular function: ephrin receptor binding. Gene Ontology annotation, cellular component: plasma membrane. The transcript is spliced from 4 exons. Gene Ontology annotation, biological process: ephrin receptor signaling pathway; osteoclast differentiation; axon guidance.
GCGCGGGCGGCGGGCGCAGCAUGGCGCGGCGGCACUGAGGGAGCAGCGGCCUCCCCGGCCCGGCCUUUGUCUCUCCGGUGUCCCCGCAGCGGAGGAACCCGCGCCCGGGGGGGCGGGGGGGCUGAGCCCGCACCGUCCCCGCUCCCCUCCCGCCGGUGCGGGGAGCAGCGCCGGGGCUCGGGACCGGGCGGCGGCGGUGGUGGUGCCCGGAGGAACUUGGCCGAAGUUCGGCGGGGGGUGAGGAGCGGUAGGAAGGGGGGAGGUUCCCGGUACCGGGGCGCCGCGGGAACCGGCCGGUCCCCGCCGCCCGGGCGCGGGAUGCGGCUGCCCCGGCUCCGCCGCACCGCGGCCGCCCCCAACUUUCCCCGCUGACGGCGCCCGGGGCCGCGGGCGAUGGUGAGGGUUGGCCGCCCGCCCGCCGCCGCCCGCCGCCGGCCCCAGGGCUCCGCCGGCCGCCGCCGCCGCCGCCCCGCCGCCCCCUGAAGCGGCCGGAGCCGCGCCCGCCGCCGGCCGGGACGAUGGUACGCUGGGAGGCGGCCGCGCUGCUCGCCGCGCUCGUCGGUGUCUGCGUCUGGACCGACGAGACCGGGAAAGUUAUCUCGGAUCGGUACGCCGUCUACUGGAACGGCAGCAACCCCAGGUUUCACCGGGGGGACUACACGGUGGAGGUGAGCAUCAACGACUACCUGGACAUCUACUGCCCCCACUACGAGGAGCCGCUGCCCGAGCGCAUGGAGCGCUACAUCCUCUACAUGGUCAACUACGAGGGGCACGCGUCCUGCGACCACCGCCAGAAGGGCUUCAAGCGCUGGGAGUGCAACCGGCCCAACUCCCCCAACGGGCCCCUCAAGUUCUCGGAGAAAUUCCAGCUUUUCACCCCCUUCUCGCUGGGCUUCGAGUUCAGACCCGGCCACGAGUACUACUACAUCUCCGCGUCCUCCCCGAACACGGUGGACAAAUCCUGCCUGAAGCUGAAGGUUUAUGUUCGGCCGACAAACGAUUCCCUCUACGAGUCCCCGGAGCCCAUUUUCACCAGCAACAACUCCUGCUGCAGCCUCAGGGUCCCCCCCGCCGUGCUGGUGGUGGUGCCGGUCGUCUGGACGCUGCUGGCCUCGUAGCACCGAGGGCGACGUGCCGGGGAGCGGCUCCCGGGGGGAAGGAGCCAGCCGGGGCCCGGGUCCCGGCCACCCCGAAUCGCCUUCCAGCCCUGGCUACUGCGCUGCCCGGGGAGGUCGCCGGCGCGGAGGCUUGGUGCUGCUGGGGAGAAGCUCGCCCGGAUCCUGCCACCGCGUGAAGUCCUUGUCCCCAUAUGGCCACCCGCGCCGGGAAGGGUGAGGGGCUGCCCCACGGGACGGAUGCUGGCUGCGCACACCGACAUCUCCCGGCACUGCACUGCGGCUCGCUGGGCUCCGGCUCUCCCUCUCGGAUGUCGCUUUUUACAUUUCUAGACCAAAUAUAGAGUUCCUCGUUUGGCUUCUUUUUUUUUUUUUUUUUUUUUUUUUAAAAAAAAAAAAGGGAAAAAAAAUUUUAUUUUUAUUUGUCGGGUUGUUUCAGUCCGGGCUUCCCCGUGGCAGACUGACCUGGCGCGGGGCCGGGCACAGCCCCCUCCCGCCGAGCCCCCGGCCGGGGUGGCCACAGCACCCAGCCAAUGCCGGGACAGAUGGAGAGGACGCCGGGACAGACGGACGGGACACCCGCCAUGGUGCCCACGGCUCCCUUGUCACAGACUCCUUCCCAGCCUGGCUGUGGCUCCGGCAGCAGGACGUCACGGUGCCAGCCCUGCCGUGCUGCCCCUGCCACCCCCCACCACGGGGCUGGGGGGCCGGGACGGACACGAGCCCCCGGUGGGGUGACCCCGUCCCCACUGCUCGUGCCGUGGAUGUCACCGCUGUCCCCAUGGGCGGCUCCGCGAGCGGCAAAGCAAACUGGACGCAGCCGAGGGGAGCAGCGGGGAUGAUGGAGGGCACGGAGAGCAGCGGGGACGAUGGAUGGCUGGCACAGGGAGCACCGGGGACGACUGGUGGCACAGGGAGCACCGCUGGGAGCCGGCAGGCCGGGCUCGCCCAGCAGCUGGAAUGGCUCCGAAGGCGUUUGGCCGGAGCCGGGACCGGAGCCCCCAUCCCGGCAGGGCUGAUCUCUCCGGGGCAGGAGCACGGUGCUGGCCCGCCACGGGCAGGUUUUCCUCUUCCACACACAGCUCUGCAUCGCGUCCCCCCGCCAACACCGCGGGGGUGCGAGACCCCCCCCCCUCCCAAGGGGUUGUCCAGGAGCCGCGUGCGGGACCAUCGCGGCGCUCCCCAUGGUCGCCCCUUCGCCCCCCGGCUGCUGCUGGCGUCCCCGGGGCUGGGCUUGGGGAUUUUCUCCUUUUCCUUCUUUGCAUUAAUAAGAAAAACCCACCCAACCCCCCCGCCCCAGGCCGAGGUUGGCCCUGACCCCAGGGGGUGGCAGGAGCCCAGGGAGGGGUUCCCCCCGCAGCCCCCGGGGCCUGACCCCUCCUCGCCUUAAAUCUGGGGCUGUCCCACCCCAGGGGGGGUCCCGUGCCCGUCCCGCAGAGUCCCCCCCCACACUUGGGGGGGUCGGUGGUCGCGGGGGACGAGGGCAAUGGGCUCAGACCCGGCCAAAGCCCCUCCUGCGGGCGCCUUUCCCAAACCCA